CACCCUCUCUCUCAUAUACAAACACAUUCUCCAUCUCUCUCCCGCACACACUUACAUUCACGCACACACACGCGCACAGCGCAAGCAUCCUCUCUCUCAGCGCGACUCCUCCUCCGAGGAUCGGGAGUAAACCCAGUCAAACUUCCAGCAGAGAAGGGAUUCACAACAAGACAACAGAAAGGUGUGGGAAUGAUGCUUUAGCUGCAAGCUGCCAUCUGCUCCAUUGCUUCUUCCUUCAGGGCUGAUGCCCUCAUGGUGCAUCCCUCAACACGCAAUUCUCUGCCUGUCGUCCUCUAGCGUUUCAUGGACCUCCAAGUGACCCCCACCGUUCCACCCUUAGCCCCUCACCCCUAACCUUCCACCCCCUCACCCAGCCCCACUCCCAACCCCCAAUCAUGGUGGCCCGUGCUCUUGUGGUGGUGAUGAUGUGUCGAGGCGUGUUGCUGUCUGUCGGAGACCCGCCGCCGUCCCGCCGGGAGAUCCGCAUUGAAGGUGACCUGGUGCUGGGCGGCCUGUUCCCUGUGCAUGAGAAAGGAGGCGGCAUGGAGGAGUGCGGCCGUGUCAACGAGGACCGAGGAAUCCAGAGAUUGGAGGCCAUGCUGUUUGCUAUCGACGCCAUCAACCGGGAUCCCAUUCUAUUGCCCGGGGUCUCGCUUGGCGUCCAUAUCCUGGACACGUGCUCGCGAGAUACCUACGCACUGGAGCAGGCGCUGGAGUUUGUGCGCGCGUCUCUCACCAAGGUGGACGACUCAGAGUUCAUCUGUCCAGACGGCUCUUACGCUUUGCAGGAUGACAGCCCACUCGCCAUCGCUGGCGUCAUCGGCGGUUCCUUCAGCAGCGUCUCCAUCCAGGUUGCCAACCUUCUCAGGCUCUUCCAGAUCCCCCAAAUAAGCUACGCGUCCACCAGCGCCAAGCUCAGCGACAAAACCCGAUACGACUACUUUGCCCGCACCGUGCCACCCGACUUCUACCAGGCCAAGGCCAUGGCGGAGAUCCUGCGCUUUUUCAAUUGGACCUACGUCUCCACGGUGGCGUCGGAGGGUGACUACGGCGAAACGGGCAUUGAAGCCUUUGAGCAGGAGGCCCGCAUGAGGAAUAUCUGCAUUGCCACGUCGGAGAAAGUGGGACGUUCCAACGCCAAGAAGUCAUACGAAGCCGUAAUCCGCCAGCUCCUCCAGAAGCCCAACGCCCGUGUGGCCGUCCUGUUCCUGCGUAGUGACGAUGCCCGGGAAUUGCUGGCCGCUGCCGCCGGGCUCAACGCCUCCUUCAUCUGGGUGGCCAGCGAUGGCUGGGGGGCGCAGGAAAGCAUCGUUAAGGGCAACGAGGUGACCGCCGAAGGAGCCAUCACACUGGAGCUGGCCGCCAACCACGUGCCAGAGUUCAACCGCUACUUCCUCAGUCUGAACCCCUAUAAAAACCUCCGCAACCCCUGGUUCAAGGAAUUCUGGGAGCAGCGCUUCCAGUGCUCACUGGGCAACGGUGGAGGGGAAGCGCCUCUGAACCCCUGCGACAAGGACCUAUCCAUGGACAAGGUCAACUUUGAGCCUGAGUCCAAGAUCAUGUUUGUAGUAAACGCGGUGUAUGCCAUGGCCUACGCCCUGAACAAUAUGCAGCGCAGCCUCUGCUUCAACACCAGCACGCUGUGCGACAACAUGAAGGCCUUGGAUGGCCGCAGACUCUACCGGGACUUCAUCUUGAACGUCAGCUUCACAGCCCCGUUCUCCCCCGCCGGCAGCGAGACGGCCGUCAAAUUCGACUCCCAGGGCGACGGCGUGGGCCGCUACAACAUCUUCAGCUACCAGCGCUCAGGCGAGCGCUUCGCUUACGUGCCGGUCGGCGAAUGGGCCGAGAGUCUGAGUCUUAAUGGCGCUCUGAUUCAGUGGCCCAAGGAGGCGGCACCCAGCUCGCAGUGCAGCGACCCUUGUGAGCGCAAUGAGAUGAAGAAAAUGCAGGCAGGCGAGUACUGCUGCUGGAUCUGCACCGCAUGCGAGCCUCAUGAAUACUUGGCCGACGAGUUCACAUGCUCGCCCUGCGCUCCGGGUCAGUGGCCCACCGACGACUUGACAUCCUGCUACGAGCUCCCCGAGGAUUACAUCAUGUGGGAAGACGCGUGGGCCAUCGGGCCUAUUACCAUCGCCUGUGUGGGCUUCAUGUGCACGGGCUUGGUGCUGUGGGUGUUGGUCCGCCACAACGACACACCACUGGUGAAGGCGUCAGGCCGCGAGCUGUGCUACAUUCUCCUCCUGGGCGUCUUCAUGUCGUACACCAUGACCUUCCUUUUCUUGGCCAAGCCGUCUCCGGCCAUCUGCGCUCUGCGCCGCCUCGGCCUGGGCACAUCCUUCGCCGUCUGCUAUGCGGCGCUGCUCACCAAGACCAACCGCAUCGCCAGGAUCUUCGGCGGUGUCAAGGACGGAGCGGGCGCGGCCAGGCCACGCUUCAUCAGCCCGUCUUCUCAGGUCUUCAUUUGCUUGAGCCUGAUUUCGGUGCAGUUGGUGAUGGUGUCCGUGUGGCUGUUGCUGGAAGUUCCAGGCACGCGACGCUUCACCUUACCCGAGCGCCGGCAGACGGUCAUCCUCAAGUGCAACGUGCGCGACGCCAGCAUGCUGCUGUCGCUCAGCUACGACGUACUCCUGGUCAUCCUGUGUACUGUAUAUGCCUUCAAGACCAGGAAGUGCCCCGAGAACUUCAACGAGGCCAAAUUUAUUGGCUUCACCAUGUACACUACCUGCAUCAUCUGGCUGGCCUUUCUGCCCAUCUUCUAUGUCACAUCCAGUGACUACAGAGUCCAGACGACCACCAUGUGCAUCUCGGUGAGCCUCAGCGGUUUUGUGGUGCUCGGCUGCAUGUUUGCCCCCAAGGUUCACAUCAUCAUGUUCCAGCCCCAGAAGAACGUUACCAGUCACAGGCUCAACCUCAACCGCUUCAGUGUUAGCGGGGCGGCCGCCGCAUCCUACGCCUCUCACGUUUCCGUCAGCGCCCAUUACGUCCCAACCGUGUGCAACGGCAGAGAGAUUGUCGAUUCUACUACUUCAUCUCUGUGACCAUGUAACUCACCUGACCCUGACCCGACUGUUAGCCCCGCCCACUCAGGCCCUAUGAGCCAAUGAGGUUUUAUUGGCGUACUUAGUGUUGCAGCCUCCGUAACUCUCCGGUCCGAGCAUUGUAGAAAGUGUGUAUCUGUAAUUAAAUUAUUUUCUAAAAGGCUUGUAAAUACAUUGAAGGGACAUUGUUUUGAGUAGACUAUCAAAAAAGACAAAACAAAAAAAAAACAUUUUUAGGAGGUUCUUUUGGAGCCUUUAGUUUUUUUAAUAGCUUUGUUAUUAUGAUGUAAAUAGGUACAUGAUGCAGGUAAGGAAGCGGACCCUUGCAAUACCCCACUGACUUUUUAUUAUUGUUAUGAUGAUUAUUCUCAUGGUCUUUUUGUAGGUUCUCGUUGUAAUAAUAAUAAUAAUACUCCAAUGUUUGCAUUUCUAUUGUGUACCUUUUUGUGUUGUAUGGCCCACGGUUGAAACAGCACAAUGUGUGGGACACUAUUUGAGCAGGACUGAAUGUGAGUGCAAUGUACAAAAAAGAAGGUGAAAAAAACUACAUAAUGUAUGUUUUCAUGUUGCUUUUGAUACUUUUGUUUUUAUAUAAAACAAAUAGUCUAAACAUAGGAAUCCCUUUAUUCAAAUGGCCAUAGUUACGUCGUGUGUUCACCCAAGCAAUAGCAGAAAUACAAAAGAUGAUGGAUGCCGUGCUUGACUUUGCCGGAACAGAAAUUAGACUCGCUGGAGAUGACAAAAUAUUAAUAAUAAUGAAAUCAUAAUAUUAAGAGAGGACAAAGCUGCAAUGUUGCUGGAACAGAGUUAAAAUUACAAAAAUGUUAUCUUGCAAGAAUAAUAGAGAACAAAAUGUUACAACAUCAGAAAGUAUUACUAUAAUUUUUUUAAUAUAAAUGUUAUCAAAAGAAAGUUUGUGAAAAUGGAAUUUGUAACAAAAGAGAAACACUAAUGGAAAGAUUAUAUAAAGAUAAUAUAAAAAAAAACGUUCUUCCAGAUUUUUUAAUCAUUAUGAGGUGAAAAAAUUUACUCUUACGAGAAAACAGUCCAAAUAUUGUGUAACUUAUUACAAGACACACUUUAUAAUACCAACCACUACCAACCAGGAAUGCACUUAAAUGUCAAGCAAAAUAAGGAGAUUGUGCCACUGAGAACCACAUUGGGCUAACUCCAUUUUCUGUUACCUUGCGAGGUAAUUAAUAAAAAUUUUCUGGCUGCUUAAAUCCUGGGCGGUUUAUAUAUCGGCCAUUUAUCAGGCAACAAUUACUUCUUGUGGGUGAUGGACAGAAAUUUCGAUGUUGGCAUUUUGCAGGAUUCAGUGUUUGCGAGAAUGGAGUUAGCCCACUGUCGUUCUGAGUUCUCUACUGAAAUGAAAGUUGUGCUUGGAUGAACACAUGUUGUGUUGGAGGAAAGAGACGAGUGAUAGCUGCUUCUUCUGAUCUGUCUUCUUUUGUGUCUGUGAUGUUUUCAAUAUGGCAAUGUGCCUUAUUAUGUAAGUGUGAUAGAGCUCGGUUGGAGAUUGUAAAAGGUCACUUUUUAAACAUUUUAAAAACAAACAAAAGAGUGAUCUACACUAUGCCAGUUUAGCAUUUUCCCCUCUUCUGUCCUUGUCCAUCUUGCAAUUAAAAGCACAUCAAGCGUUCACGUGCAUUGAGAUUAUUGCGUGUAACGUGUUAUCCGGAUGCUGAAUGGUGCAGCUGCAUGGCAGAGGAGCCAUCCCACACAACACCAACAUAUUAGGAACAACACACAACACCAUACUUAAACAUAUCUUACUUAUUCAAAUCAAAAAACAACACAACAAAACCACCAACAACAUAAAUACAAUACAAAUUGACACAAAACACAACCAAAUGCAAACAAUACAAAGAACAAAACAGAAAUGAAGCACACAACACAGAUACAAGACCAAAACAAUCGAAACACGAAUAUGAAACAAUAGAACAAAAACAAAACUAGAACAAAUCCGCACAAACAUAAUCUAAAAAUAUAAAGCAAUGUAAAAAAUAAGAACAUAACACAAAAAGUUAUCAACAGAACAUGGCACAACUACAAACAAAAUCCCCACCAAAAAAAAAACCCACACACAAGCACAAAACAUGUCUUCCACAACGGAGGUUUGCUUCCCAAUUUGUCUUUUACAAAGUAUUGUGAUCUUUUCUGUACAACUCUUUAUGGCUGUAUUUGAAUUUGGUCAUUAAGCACUAAUGGCACUAAGUCAUACAUUUGAAGAAUUUUUUAAAAGAGUUUGUGUGUGAAUGUGUGCGCAACAUUCUGUACUGCCAGAUUAUGAAAAGUACUCACACAACUCAUGGCACGAACUCAAAGCAACACACAUGCACAAAUACACACACACACACACACACACACACACACACACACACAAAGGCUUUGUUCACACAAGACUCAGUCAUUCCUACAAAGAUGCACCCCGCAUUGAUGGUGAGGUUGCUAUGGACGACCGCAUCCAGCACGUCAACUUGCAGACGACUGAAUUGAAUUGGGGGGUGGUGGCAGUGGUGGUGGGGGGGGAAGUCUCGCCUGGUGAUUGGCUGAUGAGUUUUUGGCUCAGUAAGUUGGCAUCUUAACUGCACACUUAACCCCAGUUAUGCGCUCGCUAAGUGGACCAAAUGGUCUCACACUCUUCAUGUGAGCCCCCACCCACCACCACCACCAACCCACCCAUGUCCAACAGCUUACCUCUCGUUCCUCCAUGUGAGAGAGAAGUUUGGAUGAUUACGGGGGUGGUUUCUAUGUGAUGUGUGGGAUGUUAUAUGUGCUUUGUUGCAGCUGCAGCUGUUGUGAAAUGCACUAUAUGAAUAAAAUUGUAUUGUAUGGUA
Molecule: messenger RNA, 5881 nt
Organism: Syngnathus acus (greater pipefish)
Lineage: Eukaryota; Metazoa; Chordata; Actinopteri; Syngnathiformes; Syngnathidae
Gene: grm3
Product: glutamate receptor, metabotropic 3
Exons: 13
Coding region: 396-3041 (881 amino acids)
Biological process (GO): G protein-coupled glutamate receptor signaling pathway; regulation of synaptic transmission, glutamatergic
Cellular component (GO): membrane
Molecular function (GO): group II metabotropic glutamate receptor activity
Source: RefSeq, a predicted model, not a curated record